AUGCACAUCUUUCCGCAGUUGCGGAGACUGGAACGCAAGUACGCCGAAGAACUGAUGGUUAUCGGCGUCCAUUCCGCCAAGUUCCCUAACGAGAAGGAAAAGGAGAACCUCUACAAGGCGGUCAAGCGGUGCGAACUUGAACAUCCGGUGGUCAAUGAUGCCGAAUUCCAGGUAUGGCAGGAAUAUGCCUGCCGGGCCUGGCCAACCAUGAUGUUCAUUGACCCCGAGGGCAAAGUUAUCGGCAAGCACGAAGGAGAGAUGUCCUACGAAGAUAUGGACCGCUUGCUGGGUCAAAUGGUCGCGGAGUUUGAUGAACAGGGCCAACUGGACCGAAAGCCAGUUGCGAUUGCCAGGGAGCCAGAGCCAACAACACCUCUGUCUUUUCCAGGCAAGGUGCUGGCCGACGAAACCGGCGAUCGCCUGUUUAUUGCCGAUACCAACCACAACCGGAUAGUGGUCGCUUCCCUGGCAGGCAAGGUAACCGCCGUAAUAGGAUCAGGUGAAGAGGGUUUGGCCGACGGCGACUUUUCCUCUGCCCUGUUCAACCAUCCCCAGGGGAUGGAAUUGGAAGGGGAUGCACUCUUCGUUGCCGACACCGAGAACCAUGCGUUGCGCAAGGUCGAUUUGGUGGCGGGCACUGUUACGACCCUUGCGGGUAACGGCAAUCAGGGUAACCGUCGCGAAGGGCCAUGGCCCUGGUUUGUCCACAGAGCUGAAUUCGCCAUGGGAUCUGGCAUUUCAUGA
Molecule: messenger RNA, 744 nt
Organism: Geodia barretti
Lineage: Eukaryota; Metazoa; Porifera; Demospongiae; Tetractinellida; Geodiidae
Source: the annotation of a GenBank genome assembly